AUGAGUCAAAGUUUUAUUAAAACCAAACAAUGCAAGGAAUUGGAAGAAAGUGUAAAUCAAUACAAAGAAAAAGUGAAAAAAAUUAAAGAUACAGCGAAGACAAUCUUGGAAUCAAUUGAAAAUACUAGUGGAAUUGAACUUUUUCGUUCGUCAUGUAAAGCCACAGGAACUCUUGGAUUGACAACUGUGGGUGUCUUACCGACAGGUUGUGUUGGACUUAUUUUUCCACCUGCCUUGAUUCCAAUCGGUGCAGCUGUGGGUACCAGUUUUCUUGGGAUGAUGGGUAGUGCAAUUACCAUGGGUGUUACAGAUUUAGUUACCGGAGCUUCUGCCAAAAUUGACAGAUGGAUGAAUGAACUAUACGAUAUAAAGUAUCAAUGGAUUGCUGCAAACAAUACUCUGUUAAAAGAGAUGUGCAAAAUACAAGAUGUUAUGAAUCAGUCCAGAAGAGAAUUGGAUGGAUCUUCAUUGACGGAAGACCAAAAAGAAAACGUUUCGCUUGUUACCGUUUUUGCCGUUUUGGAUAGUGGGAGAACAAUUAUAAGUGAAUUACCGAAGUUUAAAGACUUGCCGGAUAGCGGAAACUUCAUAAAAGCAGUGAAAUUUGUUUCAAGUUUCAUCUUCGGAGCAGCAGCUAUUUUGGAAGUUGCAACCAAAAUAUGUGAUCCAUUAAUGGUCGAUAAAGAUGUUAGAUCGUAUGCCACAGCUUUAGUUAUGCAGAUGAAUGAAGAACUGGACAGAUGUAAGGAGUGCAUAAAUUAUAUCGAACGUCUCGACCAUGAAAUACGACUUCGUCAACUCGAAGAUAAGUGUUUGAACUCCAACUCCAAUCUCUGGUAA
Messenger RNA from Adineta steineri, 840 nucleotides. The record is from the annotation of a GenBank genome assembly. NCBI's taxonomy places the organism in Eukaryota, Metazoa, Rotifera, Eurotatoria, Adinetida, Adinetidae.